AUGGAACGUUUCCUCCAAGCCGAAACCCCCGAGAUUCCGCGCUUGGAUAUUCGUAAAUCCGGCAAGGAGUUGAAGAAUAAAAUUCGACGAUCUAUCGACGCUGUGCAACGAAACUUGCAAAGGCCACAAGCGUUGGAUUACGAUCCAAACACAGCCGAGGGUCAACAAAACAAUGUCGAAGAAAACGAGCCCGGUCCGAUGCAGGGCGGCGAAAUGGACCCCGGCAUCGGAGAAGAGCCCAUCGAAUUUGGUGAGGGGCUCGACGCUCUCAACGGGCUUCCGGGAAAUGCCAUCAACGACCAAGAAGCGCACGAAGUCGACUCGCUCGUCAACGAGCUUGGAGCGAAUCUUCGAGAGGAGGAGCGUGAGGCAAUUCACAAGGAAGCUCUACGCCUCUGUGCACUGCGCCAAGAUCACGCUUCCCAGCUGUACGACGAUCUUCUGCAGCAACGAGUUAAAGUUCAUAUUCGAACCAAAGGAGGGCGUGGAUUUAGCCUGAAUGGCGAGGGUGUUGAUUUUUAG
Oikopleura dioica is the source of this 522-nucleotide messenger RNA. The record is from the annotation of a GenBank genome assembly. NCBI's taxonomy places the organism in Eukaryota, Metazoa, Chordata, Appendicularia, Copelata, Oikopleuridae.